UCUAUUUUGGGCCUGCCCCGGUUAUUUAUCAUCGUAAUGGCUCCCCGCGACUCUAAAUUCCUCCUUUUCACUCUCCAACUUCCAACCGACCUGUCAGGCUGCCAUCACAAGUGACACAUCUGGUCUAUAUACUUCCUUACAUCAAUAACCACGGAGGCCCCACCAUCCCGUUCUUAAACGGUACACUUCCUCUGUGCCCCGAGACUCCAAAGAGAUCGACUGUUUUACUAUAUUAUUCGGCUCCCCCCUUCUCAACUUGAAAGAGGAAAGAUGUAUCGGCAUUCAAUGGAUCACUAUCAAUCGUAUCCCAUGUACCCUGGGGCUCGCAGCCCCAGAAUGAGCAUGGAUUCCAACUCGUCGUUGGGCAGUAACAAUCCCUACCAACGAUUUCUUUCACCAUCCCCCACCCGGUCCUCUAUGAGCUAUAGACGCUCAUCUCCAAUCCCACCUCCGGAUUACGAUGACAUUAUGUAUGAGGCUCCUCAUCACCGCCGUGGAAGGCGUCGCUCUGGGCGCAAACUUCGCCACUCCCAAAUCGUCAGCCCCGAUAUCAUCGACCGCUUAGACUCCGCAGCCUUGUUCUCUUAUCACCACGAGGGGCCAUACGAUGCUGUCUAUCCUGAGCGCAACAGGAAUACGCAGGAAAGCCCUAUUGAGGCCCUUCGAGAGUCUAACGCAGAGGCCCUCAGAGCAACUCCAUACCACAAAAUCGCCGACUCCCUCAACAGCCAGCGCCCUCUUGACGGGGUUGCUUACUUCCCUCCCGGGCAUACCGAUCAAGAAGGCCAGACUUAUGAUUACGAGGAAGGUUACAAUAUGAUGAGUGACGCUGGAAACUUUUCCCGCCUUCCACCAUUCAAAUUCACGGAUGAAGAUUUCAGAAACGAUCCUUUUUACAACACUCCUGCAAAGCCCUUUGCUCCGAUACGGAACGUUUUUCGACGGAAGCACAGGGUCUCCGUCUAAAGGCUGACUCUUUUUCUGUCAGUCUGCGCGGUUUUUCUUUUCUAUCUUCUCGAGUCACCUAGUGGCUCCAAUACCCAGUUUGCAAGGAGUUGAAGGAGUUUAUUUAGACUAUUAUAUAUAUUGAGUUUAAUAUUUACAUUCUUGUAACCUUUGGUACGCGUAUACUGUAACUUUGUGGCCUGGAGUACGAACGGAGCAUAUCUCCCAAUGCAUUCUUUUGCCACGAGCGAAUGAAGACCUUGAACUGAGCAGAAUGCUCCGAAGUGCUUUUUCAAUUAUCGAUUUGACUGCAUAUUUAUUGCCAAUCGAUGCUGGCGAUUGAGGGGUUAACCCUUUUUAAC
Aspergillus versicolor CBS 583.65 is the source of this 1307-nucleotide messenger RNA. RefSeq lists its product as uncharacterized. The record is from RefSeq and is a predicted model, not a curated record. The transcript is spliced from 3 exons. The coding region runs from base 271 to 966 and encodes 231 amino acids. Gene Ontology annotation, cellular component: cytoplasm. NCBI's taxonomy places the organism in Eukaryota, Fungi, Ascomycota, Eurotiomycetes, Eurotiales, Aspergillaceae.